Molecule: messenger RNA, 1066 nt
Organism: Neohortaea acidophila
Lineage: Eukaryota; Fungi; Ascomycota; Dothideomycetes; Mycosphaerellales; Teratosphaeriaceae
Exons: 2
Source: RefSeq, a predicted model, not a curated record
ACGAUUCCCACAACUCCAACAGCCAAGUCAAAGCAAUGGCACCGCAAGCAAACGUCCCGAGGCGACAACAGCCACGCAUCACAGAAUCUCGCGUCACCAGGAUUCUUAAGCAGCGUGCGCGGGCACCCGAGUUUAAAAAGAUCAAUGUCAAGAAAUUCCUCCCCGCGUUCUUGCAGAGAAGGACCAAUCCUGGGAGAUUCGGCAUCCGUCCGAUGGAGUGGCACGUCGUGACUCUGCCAGAAAAUCGGGGGUUCCGCCCGCUCCAACAAGAUCCACUGACGAAGGUGUCGUACGGGUACACGAAAAUUCGAAGCAAGGAUGGCAAGAUUGAGGAAGAACUGUUCACUGCCAUCGUGCCAGACCUACCUUUCAGCACUUGGUGCCCGGAAGGAAGCUUCAAGCUGAGCGAGCAGGUCGAGUUGAUCACCUGGAAGCCGAGUGGCUCCACCCUGUACCGAGAUUCGGCUGCGGCGAAGCACAGCGUCAAACUUCCAAGGGGGGCAAGCAUUGCAGGAGAUUCCUGGGGCGCAUUCGCGGCGCAGGUUGCAAGCGGCAGCAGCUUCGACAUGACGCAACUCCGGACGGCGCUGGAAAAAUUUGAACGCACACCCUCGCCGCUCGGGCCGCAUGGAGCGAGCGGCAGCAGCUUCGACAUGACGGAACUCCAGUUAGAGGUGGAAAAGAUACAACGCACACCCUCGCCGCUCGCGUCUGGCGACUGGGAAGAAGCCCAGGGAAUGGGCGACGACGAGGAGAUGACUUGAGGUCAGCACAGUCCAGGAAGUGGAGGUGGUGUGGGAUGGGAGGGUGCAAGUGGCCGGGUGCGCGAGCUUCGGCGUCCAUUCUAAUGGUUCUCAUUGGCUGCUGGCGUUGCGGUGGGCAGAGUUUUGCUUUUCGAUUGUGCGAGCUUCGGUGUUCAUUCGAAUGAUUAUCAUAGGCUGUUGGGUUUUGGACGCGGUGGGCGGGCUUUUGCUUUUGGAGGUUGUUGGUUGGACGCAAGAUAGUGCACAGUACACAUAUACAAUUCUGCUUUCACUUUCAAAGUGAUGUCUCUGGCACAUCGUAG